CGGGGCCGCCCGCAGCGCUGGUGAAGGACCAUGAAGGUGAAGGUGAUUUCUGUCCUGGAGGACAACUACAUGUACCUGGUCAUCGAGGAGAGCACCCGGGAUGCCAUCGCGGUGGACGCUGCUGUCCCCAAAAGGUUGCUGGAAAUCAUCAGGAAGGAGGACGUGGUGCUCAGAGCCAUCCUCACCACGCACCACCACUGGGACCACGCCAGGGGCAACGAGGAGCUGGCGAGGCUGUGCCCCGGACUGCGGGUGUACGGCGCCGACGAGCGGAUCGGGGCCCUCACGCACAGGGUGGCCCACGGCCAGGAGCUGACGUUUGGGGCCAUCCGGGUGAGGUGCCUCUUCACACCCUGCCACACCUCGGGCCACAUGUGCUACUUCAUGUGGGAGGAUGGCUCCCCAGAUGCUCCAGCUCUCUUCUCAGGUGACACUUUGUUCGUGGGAGGCUGUGGGAAGUUCUUUGAGGGGACAGCUGAGCAGAUGUACACCAACCUCACCCAAGUCCUGGGGACUCUGCCAAAGGAGACGAAGGUGUUCUGUGGCCACGAAUGCACCGUCCGAAACCUCAAGUUUGCCUUGAAAGUGGAACCUGAGAACGAAAUGGUGAAGAGGAAGCUGGCUUGGGCAAAACAGCGGGAUGACGAGGACCUGCCCACGGUGCCCUCCACGCUGCAAGAGGAGUUCCUCUACAACCCCUUCCUGCGCGUCACGGAGGAGGCCGUGCAGAAGUUCGCGGGCAAGGCGGAGCCGGUGGAGGUGCUGAGGAGCCUCCGCAGCCAGAAGGAUAACUUCAGGAAGCCCAAGGAGCGUCCCAACCCCCAGGCUGUGCUCGCCUUCGACUGGGGACUUUUCAGCCCCUUCCUGGAGAAGAAGUGAGCCCACUCCUGGAGAAGUGGCUCCCAAAAGGCAACGUUGCCCAUGGUGGUGGGGGCUUCCUCUUGGCUGUGCUCUGACUGACCUCCUGGAAGGUGGUUUCUGUCUUUUAACCUGCUCCUUCUGAGGCUGCUCUGCUUCAUUCCCUCCAGCAGCAUGCCUGGCUCUCCUGGACCACAGGAGCUUUGCUGAGCGCCCAGUCCCUAGGGAAAGGAGCUUGUGGGUGCUGUCAGCCAGCUGUGGAGGCCCCCCUGAGUCGUUGGGCUGUGGUUGCUGUUGGUGUGGAGGUGGUUUUGGAGAGAGGACACCCAUGCUCAUGAUGUUGAUGUUGGUGGGUGCAGGACCUGCUGCCCAUCCUGCAGGCCUUCGCCCUUAGGAGACAGAGGAGGGUAUGGAACAGGUGGUAACACUCAAUGACCAUGGUGCUCUACCCCUUAGCCCAAGCAGUGCCCACUGGGCUCUACUGGGAAAUCCUCCUGGUCCUGCCUGCACCUCUCCAGCUGUCCCUGAGCCCUUUGCAGGCCAAGGGUGGGCAGGGAGCUGCCCAGCUCCAUGGGCAGAGGCUUGAGUGCCAAGAGGAAGCAGGGAUGGGGCCUGGCAUCGGCACUGGUGUUCAGCAGCACCUACCUGACUCCAGCCCUGCCCUGACAGCACCCCCACUGCAGCGGGGUCUGGGUGCCUUUCCCCACCCCCAGUUUUUAGAGCAGGCUUUGUAGGCAUCUGUGGCACCAUCACUGGCUUACAGGAGCCAUCUGAACCACUCAAAUCACGCCAAGCACGCUCAGGUGGAGCUGAGGGCUGGAGCAAGGUGUGUGUGCUCCACCCCUCCAGCUCUGGGAAAUACUUCUCCAGGUGGGACAGCAGCAGGGAGCUGCUGCACUGCUUUUUGCUGUGGUUUGUUUUUUCCCUCAAGGCAAAAAUGGAGAUGAAACUUCUGUUGCUGUUGCCUUUCGAACAAGAGCAAGGGAGCAGCUUGGGUCCCUUGAGCUUUUUCAGCCUUCACUGUGUGCACCAUCAGGGUUGUGUUUUGGCUUGGUUUAUUGAAGUCUGGGGAAUAUACAAAGGCUUUCUUUGCAGGGGGUGUGGAGCCAGCUAAAGAACUGUUUUUUUUUGGGGGGGGGAAGAGUGGGAGGAAAACUACACCAGUUUGGUGGUAGCUGUGUCAGGGCUUGGGCAUCCUGUGAGACAGUGACAAGUCCCUGGGUUCCUUCCCUCCAUGUGCAGAGUGUCUCAGUGAUGCUGAGCUCUCAGAGGUGACAAUCAGAGCUGGUCCCAUCCCCUACCUUGUGGUGGUGUUUUAAGGUAUUGAGUAGAUGUUAAAGUUCCUACCACUGGACUAGAGUUGA
This is a messenger RNA of Pogoniulus pusillus (Red-fronted tinkerbird), 2222 nucleotides long. It is a transcript of the gene HAGHL, whose product is annotated as hydroxyacylglutathione hydrolase like. The coding region runs from base 31 to 879 and encodes 282 amino acids. NCBI's taxonomy places the organism in Eukaryota, Metazoa, Chordata, Aves, Piciformes, Lybiidae. The record is from RefSeq and is a predicted model, not a curated record. The transcript is spliced from 9 exons. Gene Ontology annotation, molecular function: hydroxyacylglutathione hydrolase activity.